Messenger RNA from Drosophila serrata, 840 nucleotides. Its product is annotated as putative gustatory receptor 36c. The record is from RefSeq and is a predicted model, not a curated record. NCBI's taxonomy places the organism in Eukaryota, Metazoa, Arthropoda, Insecta, Diptera, Drosophilidae. Gene Ontology annotation, biological process: sensory perception of taste. Gene Ontology annotation, cellular component: membrane.
AUGAGGAGCCUAAUUGAAGUCACCAAGAAUAUAACUCUACACUCGAAGGAAUUCAGCAAUGACGACUGCGGACUCCUCACAUUGCUUAAUAGAUGGCGGCAACGGCGUAAACUAAUGAAAAUAACCAGAAUGUUUAUCCCACUUUUCCUGAGCAGACCGCAGGGGAUAUGGAAUUCUCGUUGGAGGAUCCUUGGCAAGUUCCUGGUCGCUUCUCUGACCGACUCCUUUCAAAUGGCAAUCUUCUUGGAAGCUAUUGGCCGUGUGGAUUCCACUUUAUUCCUGGGCAUGGCAUUGCAGUUUUGGAUGUCCAGUAUUCUCAAUCUGGCAAUAGCUCAGCAUUUUCUAGUGACACUAUUUGUUAGAGCGGAUUAUCAGUUGCUUAAUAUUGAGUUGCGAGAAGUGAUCGAGGAAUCCAAGGACUUGAGCUAUUAUCAAAAACGAAGGGGAGCCUUUAUGACCAGAUGUUGUUACCUGGCGGAUCAAGUGGAGGAUAUAGCCAGGGUUCAGGAUGAGCUCCAGUUAAUUCUGAAGCAUUUGUAUGAAGUCUUUGAUAUUCAGGGAUUGAUCGUUUAUGUCGGCUAUUAUUUAUCUUUUGUGGCCACAACUUACCUGACCUACAGUGCCUUUAAAUAUGGUUAUACUGAGCUGGGAAUGACCUUGAAAUCGAUUACCUUGGCCUUAAUAUGGUGCAUCUUUUACUACCUGGAUGCCAUCUAUAAUUUUUUCACAACUUUAAGUGUUCAGGAUGGGCACAGGAAAAUGAUUCGUUUGUUGGAGGAACGAACUUUAUUCGCCUCUGGUUUGGAUGUACGCCUAGAGCAGUCUGUAAGUUUUUAUUGA